UAGAUCAAAUCAAAUCAUAUUCAUCAACAUCUAAAUUCUUCUUUCAUUGUAUCCGACAAAGGAAAGAUAUGUCGGGUUGUGGAUGCUUGUAUUGGAACAGAGUCUCCACAAACGACGUCGUUCCAGAUAUCCAUUCUUUUUCCCUUCCUUCUCCAAUUCCCCAAUGGCCUCCUGGUCAUGGAUUCGCUACAGGAACAAUCAAUCUGGGUGAAUUAGAAGUUUGUGAAGUCACAAAAUUUGAGUUCAUUUGGGGAAGCGAUAUGAAGAACAAAAGAAAAAGUGUCAACUUCUUCAAACCAGUGGACAUACCAGAUAGAUAUUUCUGCCUUGGUUACUAUUGUCAAUCUGACAAUUCUCCAUUGCGAGGAUCUGUACUUGUGGCAAGGGAAGUUGCCCAUACCAAAUCACCUGCGCUUCUCAAGCCUAUAGAUUAUUCAUUGGUUUGGUGCCCAGAUAACUGGACCGAGGAAACUGUUCAUGGGCAUGGUUACUUCUGGUUGCCUAUUGCUCCCGAGGGUUAUAAAGCUUUGGGCUUCAUUGUCACAAAUAAGCCUGCAAAGCCUGGUUUAGAAGAAAUUAGAUGUGUUCGUUAUGAUCUUACAGAUUCAACAGAACCACACUAUGUUCUACUCAACACUAUUUCUAAAGUAGCAGAAUCAAUGUUUAGAGUAUGGAAAAUAAGACCUUGUCGUCGAGGAAUGCAUGAAAAAAGUGUCUCUGUGGGUACUUUUUUCUGCAGUUGCCUUUGGAGUCCUGGAGAAGACUUGAACGUUUCAUGCUUGAAGAAUCUAAAUCCUAGCUUGCAAUGGAUGCCGAAUCUUGAUCAAAUUCAUGCGCUUAUUAAACACUAUGGGCCAACAAUUUAUUUUCAUCCUGAUGAGAUAUAUUUACCAUCUUCUGUAUCUUGGUUCUUCGAAAAUGGAGCGUUGUUGUAUAAGAAAGGUGAGUCAAAAGGUGAACGGAUUGAUCCUUCAGGUUCAAAUUUGCCUAAAGAUGAGAGAAACGACGGUGAAUAUUGGAUAGAUUUGCCUAAAGAUUCUACGAGGAAGAAAAUCAAAAAAGGAAAUUUGGAAAGUGCUAAAGUUUACGUUCAUGUAAAGCCAGCUUUAGGUGGGACCUUCACCGAUAUUGUGAUGUGGAUCUUCUGCCCUUUUAAUGGACCGGGCUGUUUGAAGAUCGGCCUCUUGAAUUUCCCACUUAGCAGAGUUGGGCAGCAUGUGGGCGACUGGGAACAUGUUGUUCUUCGGAUAAGCAACUUCACGGGAGAACUGUGGAGUGUAUAUUUCUCACAGCAUAGUGGUGGCUUGUGGGUGGACCUCACCCAUUUGGAGUUCAUAGAAGGUAAUAAAACAGUCGUGUAUGCAUCAAGAAAUGGCCACGCGAACUACCCUCAUCCCGGUGAGUUCCUUCAAGGGUCGGUAAAUCUUAGGAUUGGAGUUAGUAAUGUUGCUGCUCCUAGUAAAUACGUGUUAGAUGCAAGUAAAGCAUAUGAAAUUAUAGCAGCAGAGUAUCUUGGAGAAGGAGUUGUAAAUGAACCCUGUUGGUUACAGUACAAGAGAAAAUGGGGUCCAACAACUGUACAUGACUCACGGGCUGAAAUUACUAGAAUCUUGAACCGUUUGCCUGCAACUCUUCGAUAUACAGCAGAACACAUAUUCAGUAAACUACCCAAUGAACUAUAUGGUGAAGACGGGCCUACUGGACCCAAGGAGAAAUGCAGUUGGUAUGGUGACGAGAAAUGCUAGGUUUGUUUUCCUUAAAUUUGUUACAAAUAUUUGAAUUCACCAAAAUAUCUUCAAAUGUCAUUACACGAAAUUAAUACUCAAUGUGCGCAUGAGUAGUGUACAGAAAUGAUUUUAUGUUAGUAAAUAUCCGAUAGGGUUGUGCAUAAAAUAUUUGAUGUUCGGUAUUGAUGAUUGAUGUGUGCA
Messenger RNA from Erigeron canadensis, 1928 nucleotides. RefSeq lists its product as uncharacterized. Bases 69 to 1745 code for a protein of 558 amino acids. The record is from RefSeq and is a predicted model, not a curated record. The transcript is spliced from 2 exons. Lineage: Eukaryota; Viridiplantae; Streptophyta; Magnoliopsida; Asterales; Asteraceae.